AUGGCUGGCUUGUUUUGCUUAGGCGGAAGAGAUCAAGCUCCAACAAGCAGCAACAAACAAGAGGGCCGAGGAGGAGGAGGAGGAGAUCAAGAAAGAGUGGAAGGAGGAGGAGGAGGAAACCUGUAUUUGUACAGAUCAUCAAACGAGGGACAGGCCGAGAUCUACAACAAGGGCUUCGAGAUAUGGCCUUCCCAGUAUCAUCACCCACACCAGAAUUUGAACUACUACUCGUUUGGAGUGGAUCCUAGUUACAGCCGAAGACACUUACACAACGACGACAACGACCACAACCACAACCACAACCACAACCACAACGACGUCGUCCCUGCGGAUGAUCUGUCUUCAGGAUUGAGACUCGCGGUGAUGAGGCAAGGUGGUGGGGGAGGGUUAGGAGGGUCGAGCAGCAGCGGCAUGAAUUGCCAAGACUGCGGGAACCAAGCCAAGAAAGACUGCCCUCACAUGAGGUGCAGAACUUGCUGCAAGAGCCGAGGGUUUCAGUGCCAAACCCACGUCAAGAGCACUUGGGUUCCUGCUGCCAAACGCCGAGAGAGGCAAGAACAAUUCUCUGGUCUGCAACAAAAUCAACAACAACAAGAACAGCAGCAACAGCAGCUACAGUUUCGAGGAGACAAUCCCAAAAGGCAGAGAGAGAGUCAAGGGGGGGCGGGCUCUCUUGCCUGCGUUCGUUUGCCAUCCAACACGUCAGGGUUGGAACUGGCACAAUUUCCAUCAGAAGUGAGUUCACCAGCGGUGUUCCGUUGUGUAAGAGUAAGUGCAAUGGACGAUGCAGAUGACCAGUACGCCUAUCAAACGGCUGUCAACAUCGGAGGCCAUGUCUUCAAGGGACUUCUCUACGAUCAAGGCCCCGAUGGUCAAUAUUACCCAAGUUCUAGUACUGGAGGAGGAGGAGAAAGCUCCUCAGGCGGCCGUCAUGAUCAUCAAGAAGGCGGAGGAGCCCAUCCACAUCAUCAGCAACAUAAUCUGGUUACAGUCGCAGCCACUGCCGGCACCACCAGCCACGGCGGAAACCCAUCUACCACAUUGCUCGACCCGUCACUCUUCCCAACUCCACUCAAUGCUUUCAUGGCUGUUUCGUUUAAUUUAACAUCAUGCACUCAAGUAGAAGAAGAAUGCCUAGGAAGUGGAGGAGGAGAGGAUGAUUAUGAUUGA
Prunus armeniaca (apricot) is the source of this 1170-nucleotide messenger RNA. Lineage: Eukaryota; Viridiplantae; Streptophyta; Magnoliopsida; Rosales; Rosaceae. The record is from the annotation of a GenBank genome assembly.